CCACCACCACCAUCAUCAUAUACGACACACGACGACGAAGCAAAGGCCCUCGUUGCCAUUCAUCGAGCUAGCACCUCGCUCUACCUCAUCUCUCCACUUCCACUCUUUUGACACAGGACACAGGCAAUCGACUCGCCAUUACGGUCUGGAAAAAGCUUCCGCCUUCGCCGCCACCCUCCUCUGCGAGCACAAGCACCUGCCUCGCUCGCACUCUGCAGCGCCGCUCGUCGUCGCCAUGUCUGUGCCGGAGGCAAUGGUGAAGUGCGAACAAUCCGCUGGCCAAAGCUCUCAUUCAGCUUCAACAAUGACGACAUCGUCUUCUUCCUCUUCAUCGUCCACAACGUCAGCCUCUCAGCCUGCCAAUGCCGCGAUGCCGCCUCCUCGCCCGCCCUCCUGCGGUCCGGCCUCCCCUUCAGUGUCCACCGGCGGCAACGAUGGCGAUAGCACAGCAACCACUCAGCAUCGAGAGUCAUCUCGCAGCCAGACGCCACCCACCUCGCCAUCCUCAUGCGAAGGUGGGCAACGCGGCAAGGCCAAGACUGAAGAGCAUGACCCGCACGCCAAUAUCAAGCCAUCCUACUUCUACCCCAUGGACCCCUCGGAUCCCAACUCUCAUCUCGACGAGUCUGCUAUCCCAGUCUUUGAGCCUACGAUGAGUCAAUUUGCCGACUUCUACAAGUUCUGUGAAGCCAUCAACGACUGGGGCAUGAAGACGGGCAUCGUCAAGAUUGUGCCACCAAAGGAGUGGGUCGACUCGCUACCCUCCAUCAGAGCUCCCGAUGUGGCCCAGCAGGAGAAGGCUACCGGUGCCGCCGAAGGAUCGCUUCCGACUCUCGAGGGAGUUCGCAUUCGCUCCGCCAUCGCCCAACACUUUGGCCCAGCAUUCAAGCCAGGUCUCUGGCGCCAGACGAACAUCACCCGACCAGCCAAGAUUUGGAACGUCAAGCAAUGGAGUGAUGUAUGCAGGGAGAUGAGCGGCCCAACAAUGAGUGACAUCCACGAGCACAUCAAGAUCCGCAAGGAAAUGGAAUCUGGGUCGUCCAAGGACGACAAGAAUGGCAUUCGUACCAGAAGUGGGCGCGGCAGGCAGAGCGGCAGCAAUCCCAGUGCAACUGCUGGACCUUCAUCGAGUACAAAGAGGCGACGGAAGACGAUCGAAAAGGCGGACAAGGCUGCGGCGACGGCAGCUGAAGAGGAGGCUGCAGUCUCCAGUCUGUCGCAGGAAAGCAGCAGCGCGAGUGUCGCCGCCGCGCCAGCCGAAGAGGAUGGCGUGCAGCCGGUGGCAACAUCCUCUUCAUCGUCGCAGCCCAAGGUCAAAGCAGCAGAUUUGACGACGCCCGAGGAGUGGUCGCAUUUUGAUCAGCGUCUGGCUUGGCUGAAGGAGUGGAUCAGCCCGGGCAAGAAAGGCGAAGAGGAAGGGAAGCAUGAGCACAGCCUCAAACCAAGCGAUUGGACACCAAUGGCAUGCCGUGAGAUUGAGGGCGAGUACUGGCGUGGCCUCAACUUUGGGAAGCCGCCGAUGUACGGUGCAGAUCUCAAGGGCACGCUUUUCACGCCGGCGACCAAGUCGUGGAACGUCAACUCGCUCGACAAUCUUCUCACCCGCCUCAAGCUGCGAAGAAAGAUCGCAGGCGUUACGGAUCCGUACCUCUACUUUGGCAUGUGGCGAGCAACGUUUGCCUGGCAUGUCGAGGACAUGGACCUGUACUCGAUCAACUACAUUCAUUUCGGCGCGCCAAAGCAGUGGUACGCCAUCCCGCAACGCGACCGUCUGCGCUUCGAAACAGCUCUCGCAUCGGCCUUUCCCGGAGACGCAAGGCGAUGCUCGCAGUUUAUGCGUCACAAGUCUUUCCUUGCCUCACCCACUUUCCUUGCCGCCAACAACAUCCGCCCUCUCAAGCUGGUGCAGCAUGCUCAAGAGUUCGUCAUCACGUAUCCCUUUGGCUAUCAUUCUGGCUACAAUCUCGGAUUCAACUGCGCAGAGUCGGUCAACUUCGCCCUUGACAGCUGGCUCGACAUCGGUCGCAAAGCCAAGGCGUGCGAAUGCGAGGAUGCACAGCAGAGCGUCAAGAUGGAUGUGGACGCCCUUCUGCAAGAGAGCGAGGAGCUUGAGCAGGCAGAGAGGCGCAAGGAAGAGCGAGAGAGGGCUCGCCGCGAGCGAGAGGAGCUUGCCAGUGAUGAUCAUCUGCGCAAAGAAGCAGCGAAGGCUCGUCGCGCCGAGAAGAAGAGACUCAAGGAGCAGAGGGCUGCCGAGGAGGGCGAUGGUGAUGACGAAGAAGGCUCGGAGCGCAAGCCUCAAUCAGCAAAGCCCAAGGCAAAGCAAAGUGGUGGCUUGUCGAUGGAACACCUGCCGUGCGUCUUCUGCCCCUCAUCGCUCGCGUCAGACCUGGUGCCCAUUCCUGGAGAGAGUGGGCAGCCGUCCACACUCGCAGCGCACCGUUUCUGUGCCAACUCGGUCCCCGAGUGCUGGGUCGCAGAAGAUGGCGCAGGCAACGAUGAGGUCAAGGGCUUCUACACGAUUGCCAAGGCAAGGUGGGGUCUCAAGUGCUCCGUCUGCCCGCCGACCUCUGCCAAGUACGGCUGCUCCAUCCAGUGCACCUUUGGCAAUUGCACCAAGGCGGCCCACCCUACUUGCGCUGCGCACGACGUCAGCGGUUGGAUGAUGGACAUGCUCCCCGCCAACGAGGCGGACAAGCUUGAAGGGCGAGGAGCGUACACGGCCAAGAGCAAGAAGAAUGGCGCCAAGAAAAAGACCAGUGGUCCAGCUUCUUCCCCUCCUGCGGGCGGUGCGGAAGCGGCUGAGCACUCGCAGGCUUCAUCGCCACCGCUCGCACCUGCUGAACUGCCAGACAGUAGCAGCGCACCCGAGCGCAUGGUGGUCCUCUGCCGUGGUCACAAUCCGUCAGCCAAGCAAGCCGAACAGCUGCGCAAGGCUCGUCAUCUGCGCGAGUGCGCCAUGCGCCUGCUCCCGGGAUCGCGUAUCAAGGUCAAGAGCAACGGCGGCAUCUGGGAAACGACGCUCGUUGCGCUCAAGGAGUCCUCUAACCCGCUCAGCGAGGGCGACGCACUCGUCGAGGACGCCAAGGGACCACGCCGCGUCAUCAAGUGGAGCCGGAUUGUGUUCGACGCGGAGAUUGUGGCUGCGGCCUCACAGGCCACGGAGGAGUUCGAGAAGCAGGAGUCUCAACAUUCGAAGCAGCAGCAACAAGCGACCUCGACCAUCGACAGAGAAGGUGACAGUUGCAUGGCCGCGCCGGCACCGCAAUUGAACGCGCCCUUGCCUCCUCGCUCUCGCCUGCUCAACGAUGCUGAGUUCGCCACGGCGAAAGCAGACCGCUCAACGAACGCCUCUGCCACCACCUCGGCGGGGCGGCUCCUGGGCGGGGCGGCUCCCAGCAGCGCUUCAUCCACAUCACAUUGGUCGGCUGCGUACUACCCGCCUCGGCCCGCCGCACCCCAACAUCCCCAGCGUCAAGCGCGCUCGCAGACGGCGCCUGCGGACGCUCACCUGUCGUCAUCAAGGGUGAUCGUCGGCAGCACAGCCCACUCGACGAUCAAUAGACCGGUGAAGGGCGCUACCCCUCGCCACCCUUACGCCAUGAGCAAGGGUGCAGGCUAUGGGUACGGCGCGAGCUCGUUCGGCCACCACUCGCUCGCUCCUAAGCAGCUCAAGCGCCUGCCUGCUGUCUUGACGCCUCUUGCGAAGCCAGCUCCCACUGCAGCUCCCACUGCAGCUGCCGCACCUGUUGCGCCGAAACCGCUGACAGUACAGCCGCGUGCCGGCAACUCAGCCGCAUCCACCGGCAAGUCCCUCCCACCCAUGUCGAGCUUCCUCUCUCAGCAGCAGUCAAGACCCGACCGACCCAUCGCACCUAUACCUCGGAGUGCCGUCGGGGGAACAGGAGCGUCAGGAGCACCACAUCGCACCCAACCUCUUCCGCCAGCAGCAGCCCCAUCGCAGCCGUGUCAGCCCCACCCCCCGCCUCACCAUCCUUCCUACGGACCACCAAGCCACCCUUCUCCCUCCUACAUGACCGCGCCCAUGCACCCGAGCAUGGCACCGAGCCCGAGCGCGGGCGCUCCCCAGGCGCCUCAGACCUACCACUACCCUCCGGCGCCGGCGCGAUACGACGGGGCAAGGCUGUCCGGAAAUCUUUAUUACCAUCACCAACAUCCCCACGGAACAGGGACAGGAGUAGAGGGAGUGCCGCCUCAGAGUGCGCCGCCCUCUCUCCCUCUGACAAGCAUGACUCGACCUUAUUACACUGCUGGCCAGCCCAGCAGUGGCAGUAGCAGCGGCGGAAUGCGCCCCUCGUAUGACAGUGCCACGACUGCAGUGCCCUCGCCACUUCGUCAGCAAGCUCUGCCUCGCAUCCGCGCUCGAGACGAAGGCCCAGCUUCAGCCCCUGGCUCCAGCAGUGGUAGCAAGCAAUCCCUUGCUCCUUCGUACAGGCAAGCCCUGCCAUCUCUGCCUCCUCCGUCACAAGGGUGGGGCUAUGCACAGCACCAUCAGCAGCAGCCGCAGGGCGGCUAUGCUCACCCUUCGUACUUGCCGAGCGUAAGAGGAGGGGCGAGCGGCAAUCCCUUGCCGCCUGGACCCGGUCUGCCCUAUGCUCAGCCUUACCAGCCUGCGCCUUCGAAUGAGCGCCACAGCUCUAACCCAGCGCAGAGGAGACCGUGAGUCUGGACAUGCAAGUUCCAUCGAAGCUUUUCGUGGCGGGAAUUCUGUAACAUGUCACCACCGCGGCCGGCCCGAUCCUCCACGAACCAUCACGCUCUUGACGACGUGACGUUACGAUCCAGCUUUGAAUGACGCGCCCCUUCCUUUGCUGCUUCCUUCUCCCGACCGCUAUCCAUCUUAUCUCUCCGUGAUCAUUGGCCCUACAGUCCAGGCUACGCUCAGCAUCCUUGUCCUUCAAGACGUUUACCUUAUCUAAUAUAUGACGAUGUGGACUUGGAC
Molecule: messenger RNA, 4960 nt
Organism: Jaminaea rosea
Lineage: Eukaryota; Fungi; Basidiomycota; Exobasidiomycetes; Microstromatales
Exons: 2
Coding region: 236-4681 (1481 amino acids)
Biological process (GO): chromatin remodeling
Cellular component (GO): nucleus
Molecular function (GO): histone H3K9 demethylase activity; histone H3K36 demethylase activity
Source: RefSeq, a predicted model, not a curated record